CGGGGGUAAUGCGCACCGGCAAAAUUUCUUUUCUGCUAUAAAACGGGUCUCUCUGCUUGAGCUUUUCUUUGACUCCUCUCAUCUCCUCUCUCUUAUUCUUUUCUUACCUAGAUCCCCGUCGUACAAACUGAACUGAGGCAGAGAGAAAGCGAGAGAGAGAGAGAGAGAGAGAGAGAGAGAGAGGUCGUAAGGCAAGAUUUGAAAGCCGGUCUUUUGGUGAAGGUUUUCUUGUAAGAAGUCGGAAGCAAUGGCGUAUUCGCUUCCACGGAUAGCCACACUGCUGGUUUUGGCUCUGUUUUUCGUCGCAGCAGCUGCGGAUGAGGAACAGCAGCCGCUCAAUUUGAGGAAGGAGGAAUCGCUGGAGCUGCUGCAGAGCUGGAAGAAGAAUUCCUCGAUCGCUAGCAACAGGGUGGAGAAGGAGGACCAGGACGAGGUGCGAAAUGAGCAUGCUGUGGACAACCCGGAGGAGAUUGCUGAAUCAGUGAACCAGAGCAUUAUGAACAGUACGGCCAGAAGGAACCUGGGAUACUUCUCUUGCUCCACGGGCAAUCCAAUCGACGACUGCUGGCGGUGCGACCCCAACUGGCAGUCCCACCGCAAGCGCCUCGCCAACUGCGCCAUCGGCUUCGGCCGCAACGCCAUCGGCGGCCGGGACGGCCGCUACUACGUGGUGUCGGACCCGGGCGACGACGACCCCGUGAGCCCGAGGCCCGGGACACUCCGACACGCCGUGAUUCAGGACAGGCCGCUCUGGAUCGUGUUCAAGAGGGACAUGGUGAUCACGCUGAAGCAGGAGCUCAUCAUGAACAGCUUCAAGACCAUCGACGGCAGGGGAGCCAACGUCCACAUCGCCAAUGGAGCCUGCAUCACAAUCCAGUUCGUCACCAACGUCAUCAUCCACGGCCUCCACAUCCACGACUGCAGGCCCACCGGGAACGCCAUGGUCCGCAGCUCCCCGAUCCACUACGGGUGGCGGACCAUGGCCGACGGAGACGGGAUCUCCAUUUUCGGGUCCAGCCACAUUUGGGUCGACCACAAUUCCCUCUCCAACUGCGCCGACGGCCUGGUGGAUGCCAUCAUGGGCUCGACCGCCAUUACCAUCUCCAACAACUUCUUUACCCACCACAACGAGGUGAUCCUGUUGGGACAUAGCGACUCCUACACGAGGGACAAACAAAUGCAAGUGACGAUUGCCUACAACCAUUUUGGGGAAGGACUUAUCCAGAGGAUGCCAAGGUGUCGGCACGGCUACUUCCACGUGGUGAACAACGACUACACACACUGGGAAAUGUACGCGAUUGGAGGAAGUGCGGAUCCUACAAUUAACAGCCAGGGCAACCGAUACCUUGCUCCUGCAAACCCUUUUGCUAAGGAGGUGACAAAGAGAGUGGACUCAAACGGAGGGGUGUGGAAGAGUUGGAACUGGAGAUCACAAGGGGAUCUGCUUCUGAAUGGAGCAUACUUCACAGCAUCAGGAGCAGGGGCAGGGGCCAGCUACGCCAGAGCUUCCAGCUUAGGGGCAAAGCCCUCGUCUUUGGUUGGCAUGAUGACCUCAACUGCUGGUGCUUUGGGCUGCCGCAGGGGCCGCUCAUGCUGAGACACAAACAGAUCAUAAAUUACACCAAACCAAAAGAAACAAAAAAAAAAAAAAAAACAGGAAACUAAUAUAAAAAAAAAAAACAGAGAGAACUUCAGCUCAAUUCCUCCUAGAGUGCGAGUUUGCCACCCCAUAUAUUCUGUUCGAACCCCCCCUCUUUCUUCUUCUUCUUUCUUUCCUUGUCUUCUUAGUAUAUCUCUAUCAAUUCACCACUGCCAUUACUCUCACCAGCAAUGGGAAUGAGAAUGGGAAUCACAACAAGCUAAGUGUAAAUUAGGGAAAUUCUUGGUACAUGCUUGUGUGCCGCAUUCACCCUUGAACUCCUCAUGCCGCCGCCGCCACCACCACCCUGUUCCGAAUUUAAGAUUUGGGUAUGGAACGACCUCGGCCAAUCUCUUGCACUUUUGACGUGCUGCAGUGUUGUUCUUCACUCACUUGUUUUUAUUUUUUUUGCCCCCUUUUUGUAAUUCCUUUCUCUUUCUUUUUUACUUCUUUUUUUCACUUAAAUCAUUUCUCUUGUACUAUAAUUGCAUGAACUCUCCAAUUUCUGGAGUAUUGCAAAAAUAUAUUAAAUCAAAAUGCAAUAUUUCCUUCA
This is a messenger RNA of Linum tenue, 2192 nucleotides long. The record is from the annotation of a GenBank genome assembly. NCBI's taxonomy places the organism in Eukaryota, Viridiplantae, Streptophyta, Magnoliopsida, Malpighiales, Linaceae.